GCGCUGCGUUCCAAGGACCGGAGAGUGGCGGCCCGGCCUCCGCAGACUACCUCGGGUAAAGGUGCUCCAGCUCCCGUAGCUACCUUGCCACGCUUCUCCUUAACCGGAAUCCUAACUUCCUUCACGACCCUCUUCUUGCUGUUGCCUAGCCGCCUUCGGGUUUUCCCUCUGAUUCUUUUCCUGUUGUUGCUUUUCUUUUUCCUGCUUCUCCAGCUACCAUUUCGCAACUCCGCGUUUUCCUAAGAUACUCUCUGGUCCCCCUAGCCCGUCAUCCUAGGCAUCCCCACCUGUCAGCUUCUAACUUCUGCUCCUUCCUGAUCUCCGUUCCCUUUGUCAACAGGGCCUUAUUGCCAUACUCUACUACACUCCUCUUUCCCUUUUGCUACCCUCUGAUCCUCAAAUUCCCUCUAACCUCACUUGACUUCUUGACAUUUGACCCUGACAUUUUAGCUCUCUAAAUUUCUACCUGUUGCAGCCUGGGCUUCAAUAAGCCAGGUGUUGUCCUGAUAUCCAUCCCUGCUUUCUGAACCUGUUUCUACCUUUACCAUGGACUUCUUGAUGAGUGGUGUGGCAGCCUGCGGGGCCUGUGUGUUCACCAAUCCCCUGGAGGUUGUGAAGACAAGAAUGCAAUUGCAGGGAGAACUGCAGGCCCCAGGCACCUACCAGCGCCACUACCGAAACGUCUUCCACGCCUUCUUCACCAUUGGCAAGGUGGAUGGCCUAGCUGCCCUGCAGAAGGGCCUAGGUCCUGCGCUCUUGUACCAGUUCCUGAUGAAUGGCAUCCGACUGGGCACCUACGGGCUGGCAGAGUCUCAGGGUUACCUCCGCACUAAUGAAGGCACCCACAGUCCUGUCCGCAGUGCCGCAGCUGGGGCCCUUGCUGGGGUCAUGGGAGCUUAUCUGGGAAGCCCAAUCUACAUGGUGAAGACACACCUACAGGCACAGGCAGCCUCUGAAAUUGCUGUAGGGCACCAGUAUAAGCAUCAGGGCAUGUUUCAGGCACUAACCGAGAUUGGCCAGAAACAUGGUCUAGUGGGGUUGUGGCGUGGGGCCGUGGGCGGCCUGCCCAGAGUUGUCGUCGGCUCCUCCACCCAGCUGUGCACCUUCUCAUCUACCAAGGACCUCUUGAGCCAGUGGGAGAUCUUUCCUCCCCAGAGCUGGAAGGUGGCUCUGGCGGCUGCCAUGGUGAGUGGUGUGGCAGUAGUCCUGGCCAUGACACCCUUUGAUGUAGCCAGCACAAGGCUUUAUAAUCAACCCACGGAUACUCGAGGCAAGGGCCUCAUGUACCGGGGGAUCUUGGACGCUCUGCUGCAGACAGCCCGGACAGAGGGCUUUUUUGGCAUGUACAAGGGUAUAGGUGCCUCCUAUUUUCGCCUCGGCCCCCACACUAUCCUCUCCCUCUUCUUUUGGGAUCAGCUGCGCUCCUUUUACAACACAUACGCUAAAUAACCGUCACUCUCUUGUACUCCAAAUCAACACUCUUUGGGCACCUCUGCCCCUACUACUUCCUAUCUCAGUGACUGCUAAGUGAUUGACUUUUCAAUGCACCUACGGCGGAUAGCCAUGCCUACUCCUCUGUUCUCCUAGGGUUGAGUCACUGAGUGGGUCUUGCUUUAAAUUUCCCCACAAGUCCCCCGAUAUAUUUCACACCCAUCUCAGGGUUGAAUCAGUCACUCCAAAGUAUAUUUCUACUGCCAUUCUUGGGUCCCACCCCCACUCCUGUGCACAGCUUUAAACUCCCCCUUCCAAGACCAAAGGGAACUGGGGAGACCCAGGUGUCCUCUUAAGAUUCCAAGCCACAGAAAUUAUGUUCUUCAUAAAGCAAGUUUAUUUCUGCAGAGGAGGUGUCUUAUGUUUACAUCCAGGGAAGAAGCAGAAAGAAACUCCCCCUCUCAGAACUGGGUCCCUGAGUCCUCAGCAUCACGCUGUGUUUCAACCAUCUUCACUGGGGACCAAAGAGGUUGGGGUCGUGAAGAGUCAAACUAGUCACCAGCUGUUCAAAGUUACCCAGGCUCCAAGGUGGACAUGACAACAGAUUUUCAGGGCCAAGAGACCUGCUAUGACACCUUAGGGUAAGGGAAUAGAAGGAGAAGGAAAGUGGUCCAGCUUGAGGUUUGCAAGAGCAUACUUCCUGUUCCCCAGAAGACCAGGAAUCCCUGACCCCGCCCCCCCCCAAGCCUGUGGCCUAUUUCUGCUUCCUUGAAGGCGUUUGACCCACCCAGCUUAAUUGUCCUGAGGACCCAAUUUCGAGCUUCCCACCCGCUCCUUCGUCCUUACGGGGGCUGAUUGAAGGUGAGCAAAAGAUCAGUCUGAUACUGGGGCAGCCGAAGCAAGGCCUGAUGCAGUGUGACAUCCUUUGCUACCUAAAGGGAUCAGAAUCAGCAUGCUUACCAGGAUACCUGGAGUUAUCCCACCCCAACUCCAGGGCAUCCCAUUUGCCAUGGCCCUCACCUGCUGGUUUUCUUUAGCUACCUGCUGCUUGCCAGAAAGGAACCAGGCAUCUUGACAGCAGCCUCUCAGGGAUAAGUUCUCCAAACAGAGAGGCUGCACAGAUAGCACGUGCACAGCCCUAGCCCCCUGCACCCCGCCAACGUCCUCAAAAUGGUACCUGGCGUAGGAGGAACAGGGGUAGGGAGGGGCAUCUCUGAAUAACCCAGCCCCACCCUCGAGCCUGGUCAGCUAUUGCCCUUGGAGUUUUCGUCCUGAAUAACCGUCCAGCCACAGGCCCCGCCCACUUCCUCGGUUCCCGGCCUCCCGUUGGCUAGCUUUCUCACCGCGCAGCCGCUUCGCCCUGCACGUGGGCCUGCAGCUCCAGAAGUUCUAUGAUCAGACUCUGGUCGGUCACAGGAUGGCAGAAAACUUCUUGGUUGUCUGGCACCGGUCGGAGGUCACUGGAGAAGGACAGGGACACUCUCGUCUCUGGCUUUUUCCCGUAACCCACCGGCCGGCCUCUGGGGCGGCUGGCUUUCUCACCUCACAUCAAUGGCCCCUGUGGGGAGGAUGGCAGAGAAGGCGCCUCCGAACAGUGGACAGUUUCUGGUGGGCUCCAUAGAUCUAGUACUUGAGUCUGGACAUUAGCGAGGUUUUAAAGAAACCUACAUGGGCCUUCGAGGCAUCAUUUCCCCUGGUGUUCCCGGAGCAGCCACUACCUCCCGUCCUACUAAGCUCUUGGACCUUUAAGAUCUGGUCACGCCCUGCGAGAACGCUGACCAAUCGGCGCCCGCGCUUUGGGGGCGGGGCUAUUCUUGGGGGCUGGUCUCUGAAACCCAGCUCUUAGGAAGGAACCAGGCUGGAGUCUGGGGUCUGGUCUGCAGUCCGACCUGGUUUUAGGAUUUAUGCCGCUAGUGAUGGGUUAAUCCCUCGUGCUCACUUGCUCCUUUAUUUUAAAGGAGUCGUGCCUUCUAACAAGGUCACUUGAGACCGUCCUUAAGGACAGUUGUUCAAUUAAAGGUCCUGUCUAGGUGGCAGGUUGUGGGGCCACUUAACUCUAAUGGCCGGACAACCAGACCACUAAUUCCAGGAUCUAUUCUGGGACUUAGGGAAACAACAGGCCCAGGUGUGAGUCUGGGUUAAGAUUCAGACCUCAAACCUUGAUACCUAACCCGAGGAUUAUGGUUCUAAUCCCCUUAAAUCUUCCCCUUGGGAGGGCAAGGGGACGCUCUCUUCCAGUACACCUGGACCAAAGUACAGAUUAAACUAUUGCUUUUCCUUUA
Grammomys surdaster is the source of this 3713-nucleotide messenger RNA. It is a transcript of the gene Slc25a35, whose product is annotated as solute carrier family 25 member 35. Lineage: Eukaryota; Metazoa; Chordata; Mammalia; Rodentia; Muridae. Bases 547 to 1449 code for a protein of 300 amino acids. The transcript is spliced from 5 exons. The record is from RefSeq and is a predicted model, not a curated record.